GUUGUGUCCAUCAACGUGGAUAUGAAGUGUGAUUGGUGGUUGUGUUGGUGUUGGCACUGAUUGGUGGUUGUGAUGAGUAGAGCUAAGCGUCGAUUGGUGGUUGGUCACUGAUUGUAGAGCUCUCUUUUGAUUGGUGGCUGUGCUGAAUUAUGAUUGGUCGCUGUGACAGUAGCGCUCCUUUCUGAUUGGCGGUUGUAGUGGUGGAGCCCGCUUCUGAUUGCUCGCCGUGACAGAGGGGCUCGCUGCUGAUUGGUCGCUGUGUUGCCGUGAAUCAGCUGUUCCUGGACUCGCCGCCAUCGCUCGACACCUCCACGACCCCGCGGCCCAAAGACGAAGAUCGAAGAGUCCGCUCCUCCUCCUCCCUCCUCAUUCUUCUCUACCCCCACCCCUCCCUCGUCACCACCUCCUCAUCCUCGUCUCCAUCCCCGCGCCACCCGCGCCGCCCUUCCUCAGCCGCGCCUCCUCACGGUUAUCAUGAAAGUGAGUUAGUCGGAUGCAAGCAUGGACAUCAAGACGGCGGUGUUCAACGCAGCUCGCGACGGCAAGCUGCGCUUCCUGCAGCGCCUGCUGCGGCACAAGGCGCCGGAGGAGCUGCGCGGCCUGGUCACCGAGAAGACGGGGGGCUCCACCCCGCUGCUCAUAGCUGCCCGCUACGGCCACCUGGACGUGGUCCUCUACCUCGUGGAGCACUGCAAUGCCAACAUUGAGCUGGGCGGCUCCGUCAACUUCGACGGCGAGACCAUCGAGGGGGCGCCGCCCCUGUGGGCCGCGUCGGCCGCGGGCCACCUGGCCGUGGUGAAGUCCCUCCUGGCGCACGGCGCCUCCGUCAACAACACCACCCUGACGAAUUCGACGCCGCUGCGCGCCGCCUGCUUCGACGGCCACCUGGAUAUUGUCAAGUACCUCAUCGAGCACCAGGCCGAUUUGGAAGUGGCCAAUCGCCACGGUCACACCUGCCUGAUGAUCGCCUGCUACAAGGGCCACAAGGAGAUCGCGAAGUACCUGCUGGAGAGAGGCGCCGACGUGAACCGCAAGAGUGUCAAGGGAAACACGGCUCUGCAUGACUGUGCCGAAUCGGGGAGCCUGGAGAUCAUGAAGAUGCUGCUCAAGUACAGCGCGCACAUGGAGAAGGAUGGUUACGGGAUGACGCCUCUCAUGGCAGCCAGCGUGACCGGCCACACCAACAUUGUGGAAUAUCUGAUCCACAACCCGCAGACGUCACGGGAGGAACGGAUCGACGCAUUGGAGUUGCUGGGUGCCACAUUUGUAGACAAGAAGAGGGAUUUAUUGACAGCCCUCAAAUACUGGAAAAAAGCCAUGGAAAUGAGGUACUGUGACCGCACGAAUAUCAUCCACAAACCGGAUCCCAAACAGCUCGUGGCAGCCUACGAUUAUGCCAGAGAGGUGGCGAAUGCUGACGAGUUGGAUGCACUGAUCGCCGACCCUGACGAGAUGAGAACUCAAGCGUUGCUCAUUCGAGAAAGAGUUCUCGGCCCAUCUCACCCCGACACCUCGUAUUACAUUCGCUAUCGCGGGGCCGUGUACGCCGACUCUGGGAACUUUGAACGCUGCAUAAAGCUUUGGAAGUACGCGCUCGACAUGCAGCAGAAGUACCUGGACCCGCUGAGCCCCAUGACGGCCAGCAGCCUCCUCUCCUUUGCCGAGCUUUUCUCAUUCAUGCUUCAGGACCGUGCCCAGGGCCUCUUGGGAACGACGGUGGAUUUUUAUGAUCUUGUGGGAAUACUGAUAAAAAGCGUGCUGGAGAUAGAGCGUGGGCUCAAGCAUCUCCACCACACCAGUAGCCCGUCGCCGAUGGAACGAGACCACGGCCCCUUCAACAAAGCCCUAUCCAUCAUCCUGCACCUUGUGUGCCUGCUGGAGAAGGUGCCAUGCGACGCGGAGCAAGACUUCCUGAAGAAGCAGACGGUGUACAAGCUGCUGCGGCUUGACCCCCGGGGCAAGAACGGCUUCACGCCCCUGCACCUGGCCGUCGACAAGGACACGACGGCGGUAGGCCGCUACCCCGUGUGCAAGUUCCCCUCGGGCCCUGUCACGUCGUUGCUUCUUGAGUGCGGCGCCGACAUCGACGCCUGUGACCUCGACGGGAACACGCCGCUCCACGUGGCGGCGCUCAACAACAACUCGGACAUCAUGAAGCUUCUCCUCGAUAACGGAGCCCACUUUGACAUGGCGAAUGCGGCCCGCCGCACCUCGUACGAGCUGCUGGAUGAAAAAGAAAUGGCCAAAAAUCUCAUCCAUCCUACCUGCCACGUGACCCUGCAGUGUCUGGCUGCGCAAGCCCUUAUCGGACACAAAGUGACAUACAAGGGGAAGAUUCCCAGUAUACUGGAGGCCUUUGUUCAACUACAUUAAUAAGGUGGCAUGUGCUUACUGCUUCCGUUACCCGAGUAACAAUACGUCCAAAGGUGCUGAAAUGAAUAUAGUGUGCACAUUACUUUGAUACAGAUUUAAAUAUAAAAAAAAUCAGAACGUAAAAUUCUAUGAGACAUUGAUAUAUACGUAUAUACUGUAAGGAUCUCUUUGGUGUAAAUUGUGGAUGUUAAAUACAGCUAAGGCUGUGGGGAAUUUAACUUUGAAUGCUCUGCAACAAACGACUGCAUUUGCUAAGCACACUUAACCCGUCGGUGAGGAUAUGCAUUCCACAUCCCAUUAGUACUGUAACAUCACCUUCAGUUUACAUUUUGGUUGAGUUAAACCCCGUUGAAGUAAAAUUUGCAAGAAAUGAAAAGCCUGAUCACCAGCCAUCCGCGUGCGAUUGUACGCAUAAUUUUACAUCACCGCGUAUUCCUUAUGUCGUUGGGUUACACAUUUGUCGGCGUUGCAGGAACUAAUGAAAUGUCCCCCGUGGUUUAGCCAACAUUGUUAUAUUUUUGUACACACUUAAGAUGUGUGCCUGACUAUCCGUAGUUUCCACUCUUAGCUCGUCUGUUGACAUGAAAUGAUUUGAACGGGCAGGAGGGAAGAUGCAUUGUGACAAUAGAAUGGAGUUACCGAUGGGAUCUCAUCGAGGCCUAGAUGCGUGCUCACGUGCGUAUUUUUUCCACGUUAAUAGCGUCGUGUUACUGCAUUUGAGGUAUUUUUACGUGACGCGCUAUAAGGAAUUACAUUGACAUUUUAUGCACCGAGUAAAGCGCGAGUUUUACAAUAAUGUAAUUCUCAUUGUAAUUGAACAAAUUUAUCCCAGUAUCUUUUUGCCGACGAGUCCUUUUUCAAUAUUCUGCAGUAUUUUUGUUAUUGCUUUUAUUAAGCUCCAUUUUAUGAGCAAUCUCCCUGCAGGCAGCCGUAUUUUUUCUGAAAUGAACCAUUUUGCUAUGGUUAGCUAGGUCCUGAUGGAAGGCUUAAGACCUCUAAUGUGCACAAACAUUAAACAUUAUAUUGCUUUUUGUACCUUUCAGCUUUUGCAGUGGAGCCCACAAUAUCAGGCCUUUUGAUGGUGCAAAUACCAUACUAAAGCCUACCGAAAGAAGGCAACUUGUGCAAAUAAUGUGCUUAACAAAGCUGCAAACAGAAAAACAACCCUGUAAAUAGCAUGUAAACAGUCGUCAUUGUAAUUACAUCUGUUCUCAGGCCAAGAAUGUAAGUAUAUUACUGUACGUAACAAUGUGUUGCUAUUUAGGUUCAGUCUAAUAGAGCACUAUGGAUCCAUAGGUGAAACAAAAAGAAACAACAUUUCCUGAGUCUGUUCAAAAUGACAAUUGGCAUGAACCAAACCUUGUGAAUAAAACGGUGGCAUGCGAGGAGGAGACGCACGCGCGGCACAGGGAACCGCGCGGCUCGGGCGCGCGUGUGAAGCAGCAUGUCGUGUGAAGCGUUUAAAGUGCACUACAGCGGGGGGGGGGGGUGGGGGGUAACGGGUGUUUGGUUCCACGCUGAUGUGGCCAAGUUGCAAAACAUGAGAGGUUGCAAUGUCUGGCCAAUCUGGGUCGUGUAGACCCUUGAUAGCCCCGCGGAAGCAAGAUAAUUAGUUGAAUAAGUCUAACUCGCCAUUUAAGCAUCCUUUUGCAUUUUUUUAAAUGAAAUCCCUUAUUUCUAUUUAACUUAGAAUACUGCAAGUUAAACUAUCUUUAAUUUUUUUAACAUGCUCAUCUCUAUCAAUGAAACAUGCGUGAGUGUUUUGUUGUUGCCUAUACUACAUGUGAAACAAUCUGCCCAAUGCUAACACCACAAGAUUUCUAAUGUUUAACAAAUGAUCUUAAGCAAGAAGUUCCCUGUAGGCUGAUGGCCAGUGACUUUUACUCACCACCAUAAAAGUUUGAUUCCAUUCAUAUUUGUAAAAGGCACCAACCACAUUGUGUGCGAGUUUAAAACACAUUAACAUUAUUCUUGGUUACGACUCUGCUCAGCAUUGCUUUCGGCUCAUGUCAGUCGGCUCCAAGUGUGGUUCUAACUACACUCAGCUGAGCCGAGCCAUGGCUGAGCCACCCCACCCCCGAGCGUCUUUGGAAGCAUCUGAGUGGCACCAGCCUGAGCUGAGCCGCGACUGAGCAUACGGCUCUCAUCAUUGUCCAUUGCUUCUGUUACUCAGGGAUCCGAGAUGCUGGGUAUUGGCGGAUACAGUUUACUAUUCUGUUCGCUGUUCACAUCUUUGCUUUCUGACCCAUGUCUCCUGAAUCCUAAGACUCUUAAACAUAGUACCGUACUGUGCAGGCACCUUACUCGUGCGCUUAACAAUGUGGAUAUGUGGACAUUUGGAGGCUGUAAAGGUGUUCUUGAUCUGAUUAGGCGAUCCAAUUGAGUCAAGAAAGCCGGCAGUUCCGUCAGACCAAACUACUGCACUUUACACUCAGGCUGGUGACAAUUUCUCAUCGCGAUCAGUUAUCACUUUGCUGAACCUUGCUUGGCAUCAAUUUCUGAACCAAGACUACAUACGAGCCGAAUUCCCGCAGUUGGGUUUCCAUGGCAUUAUACAUUGAAAAUAAAUCUGCUUGGAGUUUCCUGUAAGUUUGCUCAUGAUUUUUCUGACCAUAUUAAAGAAUGCAUUUUAUGAUUCUACAUUUAUUGAGAGGCUACGUUGGCGCUUACAUUGGGUAUCUCUUGUGUCCUUACGUUUUACAAUUUUGCACGAUUGAUAGAAUACAUUAAUUAGAUGACAAGUUUCACAGGUCGGGUUUGAAUCUCCCUGUAGCAGAAGGAGCUAUGCAUGGUUUCACAGUUGCAGUCUUUGUCGAGGCUGAUUGGCUGGUGUGAACAAUCACAUCAACUUCAAAAAGGCAUUUUCCCCGAAUUGCCCAGGCAACUUGGGCAUUACUCAUUCUUAUACAUCUUAUCAAAUUUAAAUUGAACGAUCUCAUCCUUGUGAUGCGCCAAUUUUCUUCUCGUGAUGCGUGGUCAACGCUUUAACAAAAGUACAUUAUCGUCAUUGUUCCAUCCAAAUAACCAGACGACGAUCUCUGCACGAGCAACCGGCGAUGUGUAAUAACAACUAAGCCUGUGUAUGCGACCGACCAGAAGUUAUUUCAUCUGCAUGUUCCAUUCAAAUAAAGAGGGCACUUUGGAAUUGUG
Messenger RNA from Petromyzon marinus (sea lamprey), 5523 nucleotides. RefSeq names its product protein fem-1 homolog C-like. Gene Ontology annotation, molecular function: protein binding. The record is from RefSeq and is a predicted model, not a curated record. Lineage: Eukaryota; Metazoa; Chordata; Hyperoartia; Petromyzontiformes; Petromyzontidae.